AUGUUGAGGCAUGGAGUUCAUAGAAAGACAUGCAAGAUUACUUAUGGUUCUGGUUCAAUAUCUGGUUACUUCAGCGAAGAUAAUGUUUUCAUUGAGGCAACACGUGAGUCGGCUCUCGCUUUCUUAUUGGCAAAGUUCGAUGGCAUUCUUGGACUUGGCUUUCAGGAAAUUUCUGUCGGGAACUUUCCACUGAAUUGGUCUACCAUGGCUGAUCAGAAUUUAAUGGAUGAGAAAAUUUUCUCGUUCUGGCUCAACAGAGAUGCAGACGAUGAAGAUAGAGGUGAGCUUGUAUUUGGUGGUGUUGAUCCCCAGCAUUUCAAAGGCAAUCACAGUUAUGUUCCUAUUAGUCGCAAAGGAUACUGGCAGUUUGACAUGGGGGAUAUUCGUAUAGGAGGCUAUUCAAGUGGCUAUUGUGCUGGAGGGUGUGCUGCAAUUGCAGACUCUGGAACAUCCUUGUUGGCAGGACCAACUGCUAUUGUGACUGAAAUCAACCAUGCAAUAGGUGCACAAGGGGUCAUCAGUGCAGAAUGUAAAGAAGUUGUCAAAGAGUAUGGUGAUAUAAUAAUCGUUCUGUUAAUAGCACAGACACGACCUGAUAAGAUCUGCAGCCAGAUUGGUUUGUGCCUUUUCGAUGGAUCUCAGUAUGUUGGCACGGCCAUUGAGAGUGUAGUCGGGAAAGCAGAGAAAGAACAGUCAUCGGCUAAUUCAGAUAUUUUCUGUACUGCUUGUGAGAUGGCUGUUGUGUGGAUGCAAAAUCAGCUGAGGUUGAAUGAAACUAAGGAGUUGUUACUGAAGUAUGCCAACCAGCUAUGUGAAAAACUACCAAGCCCCAUGGCCAUGGGAGAAAUAACUGUUGAUUGUGAUAAGAUAGCAGAAAUGCCUGAAAUUUCAUACACAAUUGGAAGCAAGACCUUUGCCCUAACUCUAGAACAGAUAAAGAUCAAAUAUGUGCUGAAAGUUGAGGAACUAGAAGUAACUCAAUGUUUAAGUGGAUUUAUGGCUGAGACGGGCCGGUUACGGCUUCUGGACACAGAUGUCUUUUGCUCAACUGAUAUGAUGUCUUUAAUCAUAAACAACAAAAAGACUUCAAUAAUUCACAACAUAUACAAGAGCUCCAUAAUCAACAGAACCAGAGAAACAAAUGAUCAGAGGAGGAUAGGUGAUGUCGAUGAAGUAAGAGGAGACUCAGGUGCCACUGGAGUUGUAACUAUUGGUAAAGUAGGAGCUGGAGUGGAUGAGGGUUCCUAA
Molecule: messenger RNA, 1248 nt
Organism: Dioscorea cayenensis subsp. rotundata (Guinea yam)
Lineage: Eukaryota; Viridiplantae; Streptophyta; Magnoliopsida; Dioscoreales; Dioscoreaceae
Product: aspartic proteinase-like
Exons: 12
Coding region: 1-1248 (415 amino acids)
Biological process (GO): lipid metabolic process; proteolysis
Molecular function (GO): aspartic-type endopeptidase activity
Source: RefSeq, a predicted model, not a curated record